AUGUCUCAAUUCCGCGCGGCCAAGCUCGACAUUGGCUGUUUUACGAAGAUCCGCAACAUUCGUGACCACACGAAGCGCAAGGUGUACUCUGAGAAUGAGCCAGAGCGACAAGCACUCCGCUACAUAAUCCGCAAUACUACGCUCCCGCAACGAGUCCGCGCACAGGCCCAGCUUCAAUUGUCGGAAAUGCACUGUUACACACGCUUCACACAGAUCAAGAACCGAUGUAUAAUGGGAGGCAAAGGCCGUGGUGUUUUCAGUGACUUUAGACUCGGAAGGUAUCAAUUCCGUGUCAAUGCGCUCGCGGGGAAUCUACCAGGUGUGAAGAAAGCAAGCUGGUAG
Molecule: messenger RNA, 342 nt
Organism: Bipolaris zeicola 26-R-13
Lineage: Eukaryota; Fungi; Ascomycota; Dothideomycetes; Pleosporales; Pleosporaceae
Exons: 3
Coding region: 1-342 (113 amino acids)
Biological process (GO): translation
Cellular component (GO): ribosome; mitochondrial small ribosomal subunit
Molecular function (GO): structural constituent of ribosome
Source: RefSeq, a predicted model, not a curated record